Messenger RNA from Cucumis melo (muskmelon), 816 nucleotides. RefSeq names its product dirigent protein 23-like. The record is from RefSeq and is a predicted model, not a curated record. NCBI's taxonomy places the organism in Eukaryota, Viridiplantae, Streptophyta, Magnoliopsida, Cucurbitales, Cucurbitaceae. The transcript has a single exon. The coding region runs from base 65 to 619 and encodes 184 amino acids.
UCUUCUCCAUCUCACAACUCUCUAUUCUCCACCAAAAACAGAUUCAAGAAAAAAAAGAAAAAAAAUGGCAAAUCUUUCUGUAUCAUUCUCCUUCAUCCUCUUAAUCGCAACUCUCCCAUGGACUCAAAGCCUAAACCCAAAAAAACCCGUAAUCUCAAGACACCUUUCUCAAAAACAGACCGUCACCAACAUCCAAUUCUACUUCCACGACACCGUCAGCGGGAAAACCCCCUCCGCCAUCAAGGUCGCCGAGGCCCCAACCUCCAGCAAAUCUCCGACCCUCUUCGGCGCCUUGUUCAUCGCCGACGACCCUUUGACAGAAUCACCCGACCCUAAAUCCAAGGAGGUUGGUCGGGCGCAGGGGCUGUACGGAUCCGCAGCGCAGCAGGAAAUUGGCCUAAUGAUGGCAUUAACCUACGAGUUUACCGCCGGCGAGUUCAAAGGCAGCUCCAUUGUUGUUUUGGGGAAGAAUUCGGUGAUGCAUACCGUUCGUGAGUUACCGGUCGUCGGAGGGACGGGAGUUUUCCGAUUCGCUCGUGGGUACGCAGAGGCGAGGACUUAUUGGUUUAACACUCUUGGUGAUGCCAUUGUUGGUUAUAAUGUGACAGUUAUACACUAAUUUGUUCUUCUAUUUAUGAUCAAGAAAUUGUAAAAGUAUCUAAUGAUUUUAUUAGAGAAUAUCUAAUAUUAUAGGACGAUCUAUAUUAAACAUGUUACUAAGAUGCAACUCUAUACUCUAAUGUUUAAGGUCCAUUUGUACUACAUUCAAAAAAUUUCUUUCUUUUUGGUCUAAUGGUCCCUUAGUUGAUUUUCACA